Molecule: messenger RNA, 5172 nt
Organism: Pundamilia nyererei
Lineage: Eukaryota; Metazoa; Chordata; Actinopteri; Cichliformes; Cichlidae
Product: B-cell lymphoma/leukemia 11A-like
Exons: 3
Coding region: 284-3031 (915 amino acids)
Biological process (GO): negative regulation of dendrite development; regulation of transcription by RNA polymerase II
Cellular component (GO): nucleus
Molecular function (GO): RNA polymerase II cis-regulatory region sequence-specific DNA binding; DNA-binding transcription factor activity
Source: RefSeq, a predicted model, not a curated record
UCCAUCCACCUCUAUCUCACUCUCUCUCUUUUUUCUCUCUGCUCUCCUUUCUCAAAAAAGCCAUGACGGCGAUCCCGCGAUCCAUCUUCGCCUCCGCGCCAUCUUUAUAUUAUUUCUAAUUUAUUUUUAUUUUUUUUCCUCCCCUUGCCCCUCCGCCUCCUCUUCUCGUGGAUGUCAGAGGCGUUGGAUGAAGAUAUUUUUUUUCCUGCCCCACCGGAGUCUCCUCUCUAACCCUGGCUCUCCCCGAUGUGAUCCGCGCUGAACGCCGCCGCCGCCAGCCACCAUGUCUCGCCGCAAGCAAGGCAAACCCCAGCACUUAAGCAAACGGGAUUUUUCGCCAGCUGAGCCCCUCUCCACGGCUGUUGUCUCGUCGGAGGAGCUGUCGGAGCGCUGCUCGGAGAACUCGGAGGAGAGUGGCAGCCUCAACGGGCACCACCCGGGCUCGAACGUGAGCCGGCUGGCCCGGCUGGGUCAUGACGCUCACCCGUCUCUGGAGCAGGACCUGCUGACCUGCGGCCAGUGCCAGGCCACUUUCCCCCUGGCGGACAUCUUGCUCUUCAUUGAGCACAAGAGGAAGCGAUGCCACGGUCCGCCCUGCCUCACUGUGGGCAGGGGGCUGGACAAGCCCCCCUCACCCUCCCCUGGCUUGGCCCUCACUCCUUCGCCUGCAAUGGGCUCCCUGCGCAGCCGGAGGCUGGAAGUGGGUGUCCAGGCCACACUGGCAGACGAAGAUGAAGACCGGUUCUCAUCACCCCGGGGCAUUUGCCCCAAACAGGAGCCCCUCCCAGGUAAGGAGGAGCCUACCACUUAUACCUGCACUACAUGUAAGCAGUCUUAUGGCAGCGCCUGGUUCUUGCUGCAGCAUGCUCAGAACACCCACGGCUUCCGUAUCUACCUGGAAAGUGAACAUGGCAGUCCUCUGACCCCACGCAUGGGUGGCCCUUCCUCCCUUGGCGGAGGCGCAGACUGCCCUUCUCAGCCUCCACUUCAUGGCCUUCAUCUGCCUCCUGAUGCAAGCCCCUUCAACCUCCUGCGCAUCCCUGGCUCGGGCUCAGGUGGAAGGGACAGUGUUGGAGCAGGAGGUGGCAUUGGCACUGGCGCUGUUGGUGGUGGCCAUCAUCAGCGUUUCCCCCCAACACCACCCCUCUUCAGCCCCCCUCCAAGGAACCACCUGGACCCCCACCACCUGAGCCCAGAGGAGCUGGCGCUGGCAGCCCACCACCCGAGUGCCUUUGACAGGGUGCUGCGCCUCAAUCCUCCUCUGCCUCUAGAUCCCCCUCCAACAAUGGACUUCUCAAGGCGGCUUCGGGAACUGGCGGGCAACACCUCAGGGUCCACUCCCCCGCUGUCCCCAAGCCGGCCAAGCCCCAUGCAACGCUUACUCCAGCCAUUCCAGACAGGAGGAGGAAGUGGAGGCACAGGAGGUGCAGGGGGCAGCAAACCUCCAUAUCUUGCUACUCCACCGCCUCUUCCAGGUUCCAUGCAGUCACCUGUGGGCUCUCAGACCACGCCCACUACCCCUCUCCCCUCAGCAGGGGCUACACCCUCCUCUACCACCCAGUUGAAAUCAAAGUGUUGUGAAUUUUGUGGCAAGGCCUUCAAGUUUCAGAGUAAUCUCAUCGUGCACCGGCGUAGCCACACAGGAGAGAAGCCGUACAAAUGCCACUUAUGUGAUCAUGCGUGCACACAGGCUAGCAAACUGAAACGCCACAUGAAGACACACAUGCAUAAAUCGUCCUCACCAAAUACAGGCAAGUCAGAAGACGGGCUUUCUACAGCCUCAUCCCCGGAGCCUGGAACUAGUGAGCAUGUGGGCAGCGCAAGCAAUGCCCUCAAGUCAGUGGUGGCCAAGCUGAAAAGUGAGAAUGACCGUAUGCUACGUGAAAAUGGAGAGGAGGAGGAGGAGGAAGAGGAGGAGGAGGAAGAAGAGGAGGAGGAGGAAGAAGAAGAGGAGGAGGAAGAGGAGGGGGAGGAGGAGGAAGAGCAGAAUGGAGAGAGGGUAGCAAGACGAAACAAUAACAGCUAUCACUUUGGCUUGAACCUUGAAACGGCACGUCAGCAUGAAAACAACGGCAGCAUCGGAAGUCGACUGGGAGGAGUGGCCGAUGAGGGCUCGAUCCCUCGUUCGCUGCCUGAGGUGAUGCAGGGAAUGGGUCUUGCUGCGAGCAUGCAGCACUUCAGUGAAGCCCUAAAUGCACACAAACGAAAUGCCAUGGCCCAAGAGAACCACCUGCACCACCACCUCAACCGAGACCAUCACCACAAUCGUGAGAUAUGCGAUGGAGACUCAGUGCUGGAAACCGAUCGUGGGGAGGAGGGCUCAGUCUCAACGGUCAACGGUCGAGGAGCAUCACCUAAUGAAUCCGCCUCCGUCGGCCUCUCCAAGAAACUGCUUCUAGGUAGUCCCAGUCCACUCAGUCCUUUCUCUAAACGUAUCAAGCUGGAAAAGGAGUUUGACCUGCCCACUUCUACAAUCCCUAACACUGAGAAUGUCUACUCUCAGUGGCUGGCUGGCUAUGCUGCCUCCCGACAACUCAAGGACCCUUUUCUGAACUUUGGGGAUUCCAGACAAUCGCCCUUUGCAUCCUCAUCGGAGCAUUCUUCAGAGAACGGCAGCCUGCGUUUCUCAACCCCUCCGGGGGAAUUGGAUGGUGGGAUGUCAGGCCGUAGUGGUACAGGCAGUGGGGGCAGCACACCACACCUCGGUGGUCCUGGGCGCCCCAGCUCCAAGGACGGCCGCAGGAGUGAUACUUGUGAGUUUUGUGGCAAAGUGUUCAAGAACUGCAGUAACCUGACAGUGCACAGGCGCAGCCACACAGGGGAAAGACCGUACAAGUGUGAGCUGUGCAAUUAUGCAUGUGCCCAGAGCUCCAAACUUACUCGCCACAUGAAGACCCAUGGUCAGGUGGGCAAAGACGUGUACAAGUGUGAAAUUUGUCAGAUGCCCUUCAGUGUCUACAGCACCUUGGAGAAACACAUGAAAAAAUGGCACAGUGACCGUCCUUUGAGUACCGAAAUUAAGUCAGAGUAGAAGGCCGAACAAUGGGACCUUUUCCCCGCAGUUAUGUCCACCAUCAGUCCCCGGUUUAUUCCCUGCCCCUUGUAGAUUUGCCCCAAUCCCAACACACCACUUUUGCCAAUCUGGCAGAAGUUUAAGACCAUGUGCUUUGCACCAGCACACCCUGUUUCCAUUACUCAUUGAAUGCAUGAUCUGUAUCGGGGCAAUACUCUUGCAUUGACGCAAAACUUCGAGCCUUUCUCUUGUGCAAUAAUUUACAUGUUGUGUACUAUUUUCUUUUAUGAGUUUUCCUUUUCCAUUUUUAAGAAUUAGUCAGCAUGCAUAGUAUGUUUUUGCUAAUCAAAGAAAAAAAAAAAAGAAAAGAACUUGUCCCUGGUUGGUUAGUUGUUGAGUAAAUGUGUUGCUGUUUUUCUCUUGUUCAGUUUUUUUCUUUUUAUUCUUCAAAAAGAGAAAAGACAAGAAAGAUACAUCCAUGCUGCAUACAUUCUGUAACACAUAUCAUGUACAGUUCUGUUUUGUAACAUGGAAAGUGAACAUUCUUUGACUUGAUCCAUUUCUUACAACCCUGGAAAUGCACUUAUCCUGAUCUUUCUAAAAGAUACCAUGUUCAGACAGGGUUUAAAAAAACCCAACAUGCAUUGGCUUGAGGACUAAACUGUAAGUGGGCCUUGAAAUUUCUUUAAAAAAGACAAGGGUGUGCUAGAAUUCAAUUUGUACUAUCAUUCGGUAGAAUAAGAAAGAGUGCCUUUGAUAUCUUUAGACUGCAUCGGCCAUAACCUUAUCUGGCAUAAGUUUGGGGUCACAUAAGCCACCCAGCGAAGGUCCUUGCAUCAAGCACCUGACUGCUCAAAUGGACUGUGAUGAUUCAUGAUGAAAGAUCAGCGAGUUCUCUUUAAUCAUCAUUUAGCUACCUAUUACAUGUUCAAUAGGCUAUCUUUAAUAUGUGGAUUUCAUGGCAAGCAUGGUACAAGCAGUAUUGUGUAUAUCUGAAUUAUUUGUAGUUUUGUUUUUUGGUGAGGAGGUACUUUUAAAACAAAGGUAACCUGUAGUGUACAAUCCUGAAUUUGAGGGAUACAACGCAUGGCUGAGAAGUGUCAUGUAUCUGCGUUAGCACAAACCUACAACGCUGCUUCAAUACGUCAGUGUGUGGAACAAUGCAUAAAGUAAUAUAUGAGCUCCAAAUGAGGCUAACUUUAUUUGAGAGCAUUGAAAUAACUACAAGCUAGACAGACAGAAAGCUACACAGAACUGGAAGCUACAUAUUACGGGGAUUAGAGGCAAUGUCUUUCACUUUACAUUUCCAGUAUCAAAACAGGGUCAUAAGUAUUAUUGCAGAGAAAAAAAUAGAGAAUUGCAAAAAAAUCUAUCUGUACUCUAGGGCUCUUUCAAAAAAAUCAGAAUGAGAUCAUUUUAAUCAGUGUGUAUAGGCUAAUGCAGAGCAUUUUUGUUUGUUUGCUGUUGCUUUUUAACCCAAAGGCAGAUUUUCUUUUGUUGUUGUUGUUUCAUUCAAGCCGUUCACAGUUUUCACUUGUCACUCCACCUGGGGUACGUACUGACGUCUCUCGUGCAUUGUGCCACACCAAUGCAGGUUGAGUCUAAAAGCUAGAUUGUCAUUUAUAGGACAUAAAGUGCACUGUUUCCUUUUUUUCCUGUUUACAAGUUUACGUCAAAGGGGACGAAAACCUCACUGAAAUGCUGUCAGACAAUGAGGGUCCCAUUGUUCUGAACAGUAAAAGAUAAGACACAUAAUAUGUUGUAACUCCACCCUCAUGACCUCUGUACCCUUGCCAUUUCACCUUUGACCAUUUGUCAAAUUGUUACCCCUGGAAUCCCCAACAUUUAGCCUGGGCUGAUAUUUCAUUGUUGUCAGCAAGAUCUGUAAAUUCAAAGGUUCACAGCGAGAAACCGAUGCUCCUACACGGCCGUCAAAUGGACACAGUUUUCAUUCCUGCUGGCCACUGUAACAUCCACUUUUUUUCUUUCUUCUUUAUUUUAAAGGAGUUGUUGUUGUCGUCUGUACCUGAAUAAUCUAUAGACCUUACUGGCUUGUCAACUGACACUCCAAGUUGUGUUGCCCACACUGCAAGAAUCUGUUUUUUGUAUAAAUCUUCCUUUAAUUAUAGAUAUGAAAAUAAACUUUUGUUUUCAAAUAA